Neopsephotus bourkii (Bourke's parrot) is the source of this 2008-nucleotide messenger RNA. It is a transcript of the gene NPY1R, whose product is annotated as neuropeptide Y receptor Y1. The transcript has 4 exons. Gene Ontology annotation, biological process: G protein-coupled receptor signaling pathway. Lineage: Eukaryota; Metazoa; Chordata; Aves; Psittaciformes; Psittacidae. Gene Ontology annotation, cellular component: neuron projection; plasma membrane. The coding region runs from base 594 to 1751 and encodes 385 amino acids. Gene Ontology annotation, molecular function: neuropeptide binding; neuropeptide Y receptor activity. The record is from RefSeq and is a predicted model, not a curated record.
GAUUUGAAACUCUCCCUUCCCGAGCUCUUCCCUGUGCUCUUCCCCCUCCUUUUUUGUUUCAGUAUUUAAUUGCAUUUAUUUCGGAAUUACUAGGCAACCCACCCCCAGAUGUGUAAUUUAAAGGUGAUGUGCUUGCAGUGAGAUUUUCAGGAUCUGCUCGGCAGAGCACCAUCAUGUGAUACUGGGAUAAGGUGGAGUUCGGCUUUAAGGGGGAGUCUCCAGCCUUCCUCACCAAUCUUUAGGAUCUCAGCUGGAGGACUAUCAGAGGAUCUUUCCCCAUUCCUACUUCAUCCAGCCUCCUGAGCCAGCCCCAUAGCAGACCAAAGGCGGACAGAGCAAUUGCAAGCGCUGCUAGCUGAGAUUAAGGUAUUCAGAGUUCCUGAUUUGCCGUUGACUCAGUGCCACUGUUGCUGUGGGCACUCGGCCGCUCAACAUCAAGUGAACAUUAUUAGGUGGUGCGAGGGGGAUGCAGCACCGAGGAGCGGGCUUGGCAGAGGGUUCCUUGACGGGCGCGGUUUGAACGCCGGGAGCGCUUUGGAUGCCGGCGGCGGCAGCAGCAGCGGCUGUGAAGGUCGUACAGAGCUGGAAACGACAUGAAUUCUUCGGUUCUCACCCCGCUGGGGAAUAUGACCGGUCUUCUGAAUUUUUCAGAGAAGAACUCACAGUUCUUGCAGUUUGAGGAUGAAGAUUGCCAUGUGCCUUUGGCCAUGGUCUUUACUUUGGCCUUGGCUUACGGCACUGUGAUAAUUCUGGGAGUUUCUGGGAAUCUGGCCUUGAUUGUCAUUAUUUUAAAACAGAAGGAGAUGCGCAAUGUUACCAAUAUCCUCAUAGUCAACCUGUCCUUUUCUGAUCUUUUAGUGACCAUCAUGUGUCUUCCCUUUACCUUUGUGUAUACUUUAAUGGACCACUGGAUUUUUGGGGAGGCCAUGUGCAAAUUGAAUCCUUUUGUGCAAUGUGCCUCAAUUACAGUCUCAGUCUUUUCUUUAGUCCUCAUUGCUAUUGAACGCCACCAGCUGAUCAUUAAUCCUCGUGGCUGGAGGCCAAACAACAGACAUGCGUACAUGGGGAUUGCUGCCAUAUGGAUUUUAGCCACAGCUUCCUCUUUGCCUUUCCUGAUCUACCACGUGCUAACAGAUGAACCCUUCAGAAACCUAACAUUUGAUGAAUAUAAGGACAAAUAUGUGUGCUUGGACCUGUUCCCUUUGGACACUGCUAGGCUCUCUUAUACCACAACGCUUUUAGUGAUCCAAUACUUUGGACCGCUUUGUUUUAUAUUUAUUUGCUACUUGAAGAUAUACAUACGGCUGAAAAAAAGGAACAACAUGAUGGACAAGAUAAGAGACAGUAAGUACAGAUCCUCUGAAACCAAAAGGAUCAACAUCAUGCUGAUCUCAAUAGUGGUUGCCUUUGCAGUUUGCUGGCUGCCCCUCACAAUCUUCAACAUCGUCUUUGACUGGAAUCAUGAAAUUUUGCCUGUUGCUACCUGCAGCCACAACCUGUUGUUCCUGAUUUGCCACCUCACUGCCAUGAUCUCUACCUGUGUGAACCCCAUCUUCUAUGGGUUUCUCAAUAAGAACUUCCAAAGGGACCUGCAGUUUUUAUUUCACUUUUGCCAUUUCCGGUCCCGUGAGGAGGAUUAUGAGACUAUAGCCAUGUCCACCAUGCACACAGAUGUUUCAAAAACCUCUUUAAAGCAGGCAAGCCCAGUCGCAUUUAAAAAAAUAAGUAGUGAUGAUGAUGACAAAAUAUAAAGAAGUAAUAAAUAUUCUACACCCAACUGCUGAAAGUGAGAUUGCAGGUGAAACGUGUCCAAGGACAAGCACAAUUACAUAACAAGAACAGAAUGGGUAGUGUUUUUCUUCUUUUUCCAAGGAACUUUGAUUGUUGUCACUUUGAAAUUGGACGCUGUGCAUUUUUGCCCAUUUUACUGCUUUAAUGUUCACAGCAGUUACAUCUGAAUCUUAUUAUAAGACAUAGUCAGACCUGCUACUACCUAUGGUUUUCAUCA